UCCAAAAUUUCACUGUUGUAAUUCUUUAGAUGUUUUACUUUGACAGGAUCUAAUGAUGAAAGAACUUUGCAAAGUGAAGUACUCUCAAGCUGUUCCAGGAAUUAGUAGAAUUGAUGAUGUUAUUCAUUUCACUCAUGGUGAAAAAUGCAUUUCUCAUUUUGGAGACGGUUUGCCUCUUUCUCAGAAGUUAUUAGCUGAUGCUUCUUCAGCUCAGCAGCAUGGAAGAAUUAAAAAAGUAUGGUGUGAAAACUUGAAUAAAAGCGGUGAAAAAUAUAUUCGAGAUGCUUUCCAAAGGCGAGAAAAUAAAAUUCGUCAAUGGAUCGAGCAUUUAAAUAAAGAGAUAGAUAAAUUAGCAAAGUCUAUUGAAGAUGUUACAGAAUGCCAGAGAGAUGUACUGAGAAAAAGACAAUAUUUUUCAGAGCUACUAAGGAUAUCCAAUAAUACCUCAAACUUCAGAGGGGCAAUACAAGAUCUCAACCCAAAUGACCGCACGGGAAAUUUACUUAAACAAGAAGAGUCAAUUAUAUGUAAAGCAGAUGAAAAUAUGGCACACUGCUCUGAAGAGCUAAAAGAAUGUGAAAAUAAGCUUCAUAAAGCAAGAAGUGCAUUAAUGUCUGAGGUAGAAGCAAAAAGCAUGACUCUGAAUAUCGGCAAAAGAUGUCAGCAUGCAGAACCUCUACUGAGUUUUCCCUAUGUCCCUGCUGACCAUCCGUCUGACCAAAUUUAUUAUCCGAAUUCUGAAGAAGAUUGGGAGAAAAAUCUCGAGGUAAAAUUACAAAACUCUGUAGCUUCAAGGCAAGAAGCCACUGAUUGCUGUUUCCGGACGGCUGCAGCAAUCAGAAAGAACCUGAGCGACACAGCAGAUGCUUGGUUUAAAACAAGUAAAGCUCUUCAGGAAAGUAUACAAGAGGAUGAACGAACCGUUUACAACAUCCAAUGUCACCUGAAACGACUGGAUGAAGAAAUGUCAUCGACUAAACAAAGGCUAGCGUCAUUCUAUGAUGUCCUAAAAAUUCAAGAUCGAGUUAAGAACACACAGCUAUGGCGAUUACAAACCAUGACAUACCGACCAGGGCCAGACCAUAUCAGAGAUGCUCCGGUUCAAAAGUUAGAAGAAGAACUACGCAAUAUAGAAACAAAGAAAUCGUAUGUGUUUGAUAAUGUGGAGCGGAAUAAAGAUCUAUUGCAAAAUCUCAGUGACGAGAAAAUGAAACAGAUGUUGGAAUUAGAAAAGGUAUCACGGAAAUUAUUCAUCGAACGAGAAAAUUGCCUUGGCGCUAGAAGAACGAUUCACAUCGAAGGACUAAAUCUCAAUGAUUAUGUUACCAGUUAAACAACACUUAACUAAAAGUGCCUUCUUUUGUUUGGAUUUUUUAAAUCAUAAUCAAUUUAAAAUAGUAACAUGGACUUCUGCUAUAAAAUGUUAAAUUCUGACAGUCUGCAAUUAAGUAUUGGUAUGAACUUUAAAAAUUUCAUGCUAAAAUUUAGAACCACACAUUAAAAUUUAGCCUGUUUUCAAAAAGAAGAUUAUUGGUUAUCAUGUAUAGUUUAAAAAUUUUAGAAAUUUAGCUUAUCGGACAGAAAUGUUGAAAAAUGUAUGACACAUUAAAAAGUUAUACCAGGAAAAUAUGCGAAAAUUAUCUUUUGACUUUAAAAUCAUCAAACACCAGUUUGUAACUGUAUAUUUUUUCCGACUCAUAGUGAAAAAUGCGGAAGAAGGUUUUAUGUAAUAAAGUUGCGGUGUAUAUCAUCAAGCCUUUCUUAAAGACUAAGAAGGAAUGACGAUAAUUAACUAUUCCUGGCCACUAUCAGUAACGGAGUGAUUAAAACCUGGACAUUGAUACGCUAAUGAGCAAAAAUUAUCGAUGAUGCACUUUUUUCGCAUCGCAUAAAGUAGUAGUUACAUAGAACGGUGUUUCAGAUCUGUACAAAAUACAUAGUUUCGUACGUACGGGUUCGUAAUAUAUUGAAUGCACAGAAUUGAUGAUAGUUUGAUAAAAUGUAUUUUAAGAAAAGAAACACUUCACAGUUCUGGAAUUUUUCACAAAAAUACUCGCACAGCUCUUUACAGUAUCACAAAGUACAAUCAGUAGUCCGACUUAAAAUUACUAAGAACGUUAGACACCACGCAAUGGAAAGCACAUCUAAAAGGCGAAGCAAACACGGAGAUUCUCAAAACGUUGUAGCUGAAUCUGAACUAACAACUGAGAGCAUAUGGUCUUUCCGGUCUUAUAUAGUUUUCACACGGCCGCCAAGACAUCUCUACUACUUCUUAAAAUUACUAGAAGGUAUAUGAUACCGUUACAGAUACACAUGGAAUCAAUUACAGUUAUUGCAAUACAUAUUACAGUGAUAGAGAGACCGAACGAAAAUGUCAUCAAACAGUCACCAAGUCUGGAGACUUUUAUUGAUUUCUAGCCAAAUUCGGGGACAAAAAUUAGGCUGAAAAAUCGUCGCCAGCUUGGCGAUAUUUCACCAAACCAGCAAGACAUUUACUCAACAUUAAGAAGAUUUGCCCUUGUAUUCUUUCUUUUCCUGCAAAGCAUCUCCUCUUUAGAUUUUCGGGACGCAUUAUA
Molecule: messenger RNA, 2576 nt
Organism: Stegodyphus dumicola
Lineage: Eukaryota; Metazoa; Arthropoda; Arachnida; Araneae; Eresidae
Biological process (GO): cilium assembly; cilium movement involved in cell motility
Cellular component (GO): nucleus; microtubule cytoskeleton
Source: RefSeq, a predicted model, not a curated record